Molecule: messenger RNA, 1307 nt
Organism: Olea europaea var. sylvestris
Lineage: Eukaryota; Viridiplantae; Streptophyta; Magnoliopsida; Lamiales; Oleaceae
Exons: 2
Coding region: 47-676 (209 amino acids)
Molecular function (GO): protein binding
Source: RefSeq, a predicted model, not a curated record
AUAUUACACCCGCCUCGCCCCGACCUGCCGGUGAAGUAAUUCUAACAUGUCAACAGAAGGUGUCAUUAUGGAAAACACAAUGAAUUCUAGUAGUUCUGUGCCCGGUUCAACCAAGAAUAAGAUAAAAUUCUUGCGCUGCCAUUGUGACAAGAUUCUUCCCCGGCCGGUCGAUGGGCACCUUAAGUACGUUGGUGGCAAAAUCCUGGUCAUUUCUGUACCUCACGACAUCGGUUUCCAAGAAAUUAUGACGAAACUCACUUACCAGAUUCAUGGUGAAAUGCUCCUGAAGUAUCAGUUACUCCAAGAGGACCUUGAUGCCCUAGUGUCGGUGAAAUCUGAUGAAGAUCUAAGCCGCAUGUUCAAUGAGCACGAUCGUUAUGAAAGUUCAGGAAGCCCAAAACUUCGAGCUUUCCUGUUCCCUGCAAACCCUGCAGCAAUUGAGAACCAAAUGGCAUCCACAGAACAUGAUGAACUUGAGCUACGAUACAUUGAUGCCAUCAAUGGCAUAAUCCGUGCCACAUCACGUAGCGCAAAACCCUGUCCAACUAUCAUCGUAGGACAACGUGGGACUUUAUUUCCUCGGCAUGCUCCUCCCCAAGAUCACCCGAGAGCAGCACUACCAAAGCCAUGCACCAUGAAAGCCCGCUUCAGAGUUGUCACAAAACGGGCGGAAUGAAAAUGCACGGAGUCUAGAGCUCACCUAGCAUAUGCAACCCAAAUAUACCACAGCAAACCAGCCACUCCGCUCUGCAUUCCCACAACCAUUACCAGAAUUUGGUUCAAUCUCCUCAACCUAACUAUCAGUCCAGCAAACCACCUACUGAUACCCACGGCUAUGGUGCACCUGAAAGGCUCAUCUCAAUAAGGUCUAUAGGACGAGCCGAGGGAGUAAAGUACCAAGUUAAUCAUUGCCGCUAUAACUACUAUUCUAUACCCUGGCAUAACCGAGGAAGCGGAUGUUGUACUAGAUGUAUGCAUUAUGAUGACGGUAGCCAUGGUUUGGAUAGAAGAAUGAUUGACAGGACAGCAAGUCUGAGCUUAAGUCCAACUCCCUUGAGUGCCCAGCACGGCUAUAGCAUCUUAAGGGCAUGGGAAGGACAAUAGAACUGACUAGCUCAACUAUUAACAGAGCAAAUUGAAGGAUGUAAAUAUCUAAUCGACGCAAUUUGAAAGAUGAAAAGUAAUGAACUGUAAAGCUCUUUUUGGUUUCAAUUUUGUAGGGAACUCAGUAAAGAUGCAAUUGUAUAUUUGUAUAUAUGAAAAAUGGAAGUGUAAAUCCUAAUUUUAGGAUUUCAUUUUGAAGGAAA